Messenger RNA from Anisakis simplex (herring worm), 570 nucleotides. The record is from the annotation of a GenBank genome assembly. Lineage: Eukaryota; Metazoa; Nematoda; Chromadorea; Rhabditida; Anisakidae.
AUGAACGCAAACUGGCAUCCAGAUUGUUUUCGAUGUGAAAUUUGCAAUAAGCGUUUGGCCGAUGUUGGUUUUCUCCGGAAUGGUGGAAGGGCGCUGUGUCGUGAAUGCAACGAAAUCGAGAAGGAGGCUGGAUCGGGUCGUUAUGUUUGUCAUAAAUGCAAAGCGAUCAUCGAGGAAGGUGGGCAUAUCAAAUAUCAGGGUGACAGCUUUCAUCCGUAUCAUUUCAAAUGUGCUCGAUGCAGUAAUGAGCUGACCAUAGAUGCACGUGAAGUGAACGGUGAACUGUAUUGUCUGAGAUGUCAUGACACGAUGGGCAUACCCAUCUGUGGAGCAUGCCAUCGACCCAUCGAAGAACGUGUCGUCACGGCCCUCGGCAAAAAUUGGCAUGUUGAGGUAGUGCCAUUAGACUUAUUCUGUUUGCUUAUUCAGAUAUUAUUUAGGGUCAUUUUAGAGGUAGUCAAAUGUUCAGAUCAGUCUCAGUUGUGUGCGGUUAUGUCAAGAUCUGAUCAUGUUUCACUAAUUCAACUUCUUUACUGUUACAUUCAUGAUGACAUUGUUAUGAUCGCCUGA